GCGGCAAUCCGUGAAUUACAAAAACCAACCGGGCGAUCCGUGACUCGCAAAAUGACUCAUGCGAGGUUGCUGGCGCUUCUUGAUCAAGAAGAACAGCAACUCCUGAAAAUCGCAGAUGACUCAUGUAUGGCUAUCAAGGAAAAUAUCCAAGAGGCGGUGAUGCGUAUGCAUCAGAUGAUAUGGGAUAUGAAGAUGCGGAGCAGCACCCCCAACCAUGCCAUGUCGAUAGAUGAAGUUGGCAGCACCUCACAGCCGAACGAGGUGAAUGCUUGCGCGGAAGCUCGACAGAGGUUUUCGCCAACGUCUCCGAUGUCGCCAAUGUCUUCGGGUGAUAACUCCAUUGAGUCAGAUGCCUCAGGUGAUUCAGGCUUAGCUCGGCAGACCUCCUUUCAGCGUCACACAACUCCAGCCCCACCCGCAGAAGCUCUGCCCCGAGCUCAUGGUGAUGAUGGGGAGCCAAUGCGGUUGAGUUCACUUGGCCUGGACUCCCUUUCUGUGGUGAAUGGCGAUUUUGACAGCGAGGUGGCUGAAGUCCUGGCGACCCACCAGACACAAAGCACGAAAAUGGGCAAGAAGGUGGACAAGUUUCUGGUUCGCACCGAGAACAAUCCAAACCAGAAGGACCUUUGGAAGAUGCGGGUUCAGACGGGCAUGGACUAUGUGGCUGGAGGCCUGGUGCUCCUCAACUCCAUUGUGAUGAUGCUGGAGUUGGAGUUUGAAGGGCGUGCCGCUGGAGUCUUUGUUGGCCAUCAAAGUAACUUUGACGUCGUCUACACAGAGGAGUUAUUUCUCGCGCUGGAUCGCAUUUUUGUAAUCCUCUUCCUGCUCGAAUGGUGUGUGCGGUUGUCUGUGGAGAAAAGAAGCUUCUUUCGAGAUGUUGCCAAUAUGUUUGACACCUUCUUGGUUGUGGCUGGGCUCGUGGACCUCGUUGUCAGUUUGCUGGCAAGCGAUGAUCAAGGCGCGUCGAGAAGCAUCGUAGUGCUGAGACUGAUGCGGGCACUUAAGUCCCUACGAGCGAUUCGAAUGGUCCGAAGCCUUCGGUUCUUUCAGGGCCUACGGGUCUUGGUCAAGGCUUGCCAAUGUUUUUUGCCUUCACUUUGCUGGGCUAUGGUUCUGCUUGGCAUUUUCAUGUCCAUGGGCGCUCUUUUGUUGGGCAAUUUGCUGCAGGACUUUGUGAAGGAUGAGAGCAUGGACCCCCUGGAUCGGGAGUGGAUUUGGAUGCGAUACGGGACCUCGCUUCAAGCCACUUACACGCUCUUUGAGAUUACAUUUGCAGGUAGUUGGCCUUUGCAUGCAAGGCCAGUACUGGAGAAGGCGAGUUCCUACUUUGUGCUCUUUUUUGUACCGUACAUCGUCAUUGUGGUGUUUGCUAUAAUACGUGUCAUCGGCGCCGUCUUCUUGAAGGACACCUUGGAUGCAGCUCAAAACGAUGCGGAACAACUGGUCAUUGAUCGUUUGCGAUUGAAGGAGCAGUAUGUCAACAAGUUAGAGGGCAUUUUCAGGGCGAUAGAUGACUCGGGCAAUGGUCUCAUUUCCGAAGAACGAUUGUCGUAUAUUCUAUCGAAUCCGAAAGUAGCGGCUUACUUCCAAACAUUGGAUUUGGAUGUGCAUGAAGGCGCAGCUUUGUUUCAUCUUUUGGACAACGGAGAUGGUGAGGUAACCCUGGACGAGUUCAUAGAUGGAAUAAUGCGAUGCAAAGGGCCUGCUCGUGCAAUUGAUCAAGUGGCAAUGCACGCAGAAAUUAAGAACUUAGACACAAAAGUCACAAAGCUCUUCAAGAAACUGAUGAAAGUGUCCAAGGCUUCUGUGGAGGUGAAGCAACGGAAUAUGAGCAAAUCAGUAACAGCGAUGAAAGUGUUUCGUGGUGAGACUGCAUCCGCCUCGUUUGGGGGUUUGCCUUCUCCCACUCGAUGAGGACGGACGUCAGAGAGCGUCAGGAUCCAAUCGGAAUUCCUGGGAAAGGCUGUUUGGAGUCCUGUCGAGGCACACAGCUGGACAAGAGGAUUUGGGACCGUUGACCAUUGUGUUUGGGGUUCCGGAAGGACAUCGGUUGAUUCUGUUAUAUAAGUGCAAGAUCGAUAUGAUCAGAUACCAACAUGAGUGCUCAACUGUCUUUGUCUAAGUUUGGUCCUUCUUCAUGGUUUUAAGAGAUGAGACCAGCUUGUGAUGUCCGACCCACAAAUGUGAAGCCAAGAAUGUGAAACCGGAUGCUCCGGCGUUCCAGGUUUUCCCGAUAGCUGCUUUGUUUUCCUGCCUCGUGCGAGCUUUCGACAAACUUUCAGUCCUGAUGGUUAUCCUUUUUCUAUGCGGAGCAGUUGAUCAGUGCCACCCACCCGUUGGAACGACGCAGUGUCACUGGCACUGAAGUUGGAGUGAACAUAGAAUCCCUGGCUUGCGCUCAGAGCGCCGUUGUUUUCAUGUAAAGUUGCUUUGCUGAGGUAUCUUGAUGUUCCUGGACAAUCCUGUUGAACAAGCGACGAUUUGUUGUAGCGAUGUGCCAUUGAAGCCGCAUAUGUAUAGACAUAUGUAACCAUGUUUACCUUAGAGGAGCCUGCGCGGGAUGCCUCCAUGGCACCAGUGCGCAUGAAAUCAAGCCUGGGUGCUUGAUUCGCAGAAGACGCAUGAGCCUCUGAGCAAGAUGUACGUGUGUUGCCAGCUGACAGUGGCCAGGGGCUUUGCCCGUGGUUGUCAGACUAUUUUGGAGAGCCGACUCGCUUAAGGCGGUUGGAG
Messenger RNA from Durusdinium trenchii, 2730 nucleotides. Lineage: Eukaryota; Dinophyceae; Suessiales; Symbiodiniaceae. The record is from the annotation of a GenBank genome assembly.